Molecule: messenger RNA, 874 nt
Organism: Vicia villosa (hairy vetch)
Lineage: Eukaryota; Viridiplantae; Streptophyta; Magnoliopsida; Fabales; Fabaceae
Product: bZIP transcription factor 11-like
Exons: 1
Coding region: 60-533 (157 amino acids)
Biological process (GO): positive regulation of DNA-templated transcription
Cellular component (GO): nucleus
Molecular function (GO): transcription cis-regulatory region binding; DNA-binding transcription factor activity
Source: RefSeq, a predicted model, not a curated record
CGCUGCGUUUCUUCCCUUUCCUCUUCUUUCCUUUCACCACUCUUUACUUAGCAAUAACCAUGAUCUCUUCUCUUUCUGUUUCCGAUUUCACCGUGUUAGACGAAGUUUUAACGCCAUGGGAUUACUCUACUGUGUUCUCGCCCUUCAUUCCCACAAGCCCUAAGCUCACCUCAAGCUCCGGUUCAGGUGAACCAAACGAAAAACCGGUCUCGAACAACUCGAACCGGAACAUGGAGGACCGAAAAAAGAGAAGAAUGAUAUCGAACCGGGAAUCAGCACGGAGGUCACGUAUGCGUAAACAGAGACAUUUAGAGAAUCUACGGAACCAGUUGAACUUGUUUCGGGUUGAGAACCGGGAAUUGAAGAAUGGUUUGCAGUUCCUAAUGUUCCACUGUGAUCGUCUUCGAACCGAAAACGAGUGGCUCCGGUUAGAACGAACCGUGUUGGGUCAAAAACUGUCAAACAUAAGUCAAAGUUUGGUUUUUCCACCAUUCUCCUCUGCAUGGCCAUGCAAUAUUGUUACUGCGGAAUGAAUUAAUCAAUAAAUAAAGCUUGAUGUUAAUCAUGAUUAACAAUGUUAAUUAAUUACUAAAGGGUCUCUGUUAAAUAUUCUGGAGAUAGAUAUAUAACUUGUCUAUUAAAGGUAGAUAAACUAAGGUGAUGUAGAGUGGGGGUGCUUUUUGAGGGAAAGAAAAAGAAAAGGUUAGGUUUUGAAAAAUAUUAAUGCCAUGGUUGUCAUUGUUUUUUUGAAACCAGGGUUAAUAUUACUACUAAUUAUGUAAAAUUUCCUUAUAAAAGUAGUAAUUGUAUAAAAUAUUUUUAGUCUUUUAAAUUUUCAGUAAUUUUUUCUUUUACAAAAUGAUUUUUCAAUGGU